AUGUCAGUAGAGUUAGGCUUUCAGGUUUCAAAAGACCAGGCCAUUCCAGUUGGCUCACUCCCUGCCUCACAGCUGUUGUCUCCACAGAGGAGUCUUGAGACCUAGUUCUAUGACAGACACCAUCUCAUGGGGGAGAUCUAUCAGUGGAUGAGCCAGGUCAGCGAGAAGUAUGCAGACGUGUUGACACAGCAUUUCCUGGAAAUGACCUGUGAGACCCCGCCCAUGUGCUACCUGAAGAUCAGCCAACCAUCCAACAUUCCCAAGAUCAUUUGGAUGGACUGUGGAAUUCCUGCCAGGAAAUGGAUUGUCCCUGCUUUUUGCCAGUGGUUCGUGAAAGAGGCAAAAUAUAAAGACAGUGCAAGGAUCAGCAGGCUCCUUAAGGAACUAGACUUCUCUGUGCUACCAUAAGUUAUCGCAGUCCUAAACACUGACAGUUAUAUCUACACUUGGAGUCUGGAUUACCUCUGGAGGAGGUCCAGCUUACCCCAUCAUAAUGGCACAAGCUUUGGAACAGCUCUCCACCAGAAUUUCAAUGUCUCCUGGUGUAGCAAUGCUUCCACAAGCAGCCAAGAUCUAACAUUCUGAGGGAUAGAACCAACAUCUGAACCGGAGAUUAAAGUGGUCUCAAGCCUUAUAGAAAGCAAGAAAGAAGAUGCCCCAUGCUUCCUGACCAUGCAUUCUUAUGGGCAGCUCAUGCUCAUACCAUUUGGCUACACCAAAAAUAAACCAAGUAACUACAAACAAUUAAUUCAAGUUGGACAGAAGGCGGCAAAUGCAUUGAAAGCAAAGCAUGGAACCAAUUAUAGAGUUGGAUCAAGUGCAGAUAUUUUAUAUGCUAUGUCAGGAUCCUCAAAAGACUGGUCUUGAGACAUUAGGAUUCCCUUAUCCCACACAUUUGAGCUAAGGGACAAUGAUACCCAUGGGUUUGUCCUACCUGAAGCUCUGAUCUAGCCCACCUGUGAGGAGACCAUGGAAGCCAUGCCCUCACUCCCUGCUGAGAAUUACUAG
Meriones unguiculatus (Mongolian gerbil) is the source of this 1008-nucleotide messenger RNA. RefSeq names its product carboxypeptidase O (gene Cpo). NCBI's taxonomy places the organism in Eukaryota, Metazoa, Chordata, Mammalia, Rodentia, Muridae. The record is from RefSeq and is a predicted model, not a curated record. Gene Ontology annotation, biological process: proteolysis. Gene Ontology annotation, molecular function: zinc ion binding; metallocarboxypeptidase activity. The transcript is spliced from 11 exons.